UUCCCGUGGUCUUUCGAGUCACUUCCAUAGAGCUCAGACCAUAUAAGAUGUCUCUUACCACGAUACAGCAGACAGAAUCUAAACUGGAGGCGGGAAGAGCAACUCAGCAAAGAAAACUGUUGAACUCAGAAAUUCACUGCAACUGAAGAAGAAAAAGAAGAAAACUGCAGCUGGCUUACCUUCUGAUACAACAGCCACACUGCAACUACAGUCUACAGAGUCAAGAUCAUCAUGAAUACUGCAAUGACUGUUAUUGUUCUUCUGGUCUGCUCAGACGUCAUCUACAUGAUACAAGGGAGAACUAUACAAGAUCCUCGGUGCCGGUGUCCUACAGUACAUACAGGGGGGGUGAAUAUCAGUUUAAUCAGGAAACGGACCUAUUACCCUCCUCGCUCACACUGCUCUAAGGAAGAACUCAUUGUCACACUGAAAUCCGGAGGUUUGCUCUGUCUCGACCCAAAUGGGAGCUUUGCCAAAAAACUGAUUAAAAGACAGACCAAAGUAAAUCAACAGCGUCAGAAUCAACGUUCCACUGAGACUCUCUCCCCACAUACCACCACUAGCACUUGAUCACUCUUUGUCUGGCACUGGAGGCUGUGCCAACCUGCAACCCCUCUACUGGCUUGCCUCUGAAGCGGGGUUGGCCCAGGUCGAGCCAAGAAUGGGAGACCGUAACCAGAACGACUGGUGUUGGAGCACCAGUAGUGGGCACUGUUUCCUCUGGUCCAAAGAGACAUAAAUCCUUUCCUGCAUUGAAAUUACCCACUGGCCUAAUGGGUGGAAUGUAAUUCAUAUGUUUCAUAAUUUCAUAAUUAAUUAAUGUACAUAUGUUUUUGUUGUUGCCGAAAAUCCGGUGUUUCUAUGUGAAACAGUUUUGUUAUAUUUCAGUCUUCUGUGGUGUAUAUUGUUAGGUUCUAAAUGAACCUAGUAAAACUCUCUUGACGGUUAGUAAAGCUUAAACCAAGUUUAUUCGCCCAUUGGGUCAAUACAGCUGCUUCAGACAAAAUACAUAUUCACACAAGCACUGAUAUUUAACCCUUUCUCCUAUGCUGAGUCUCCUCCUACACAUCUGAAUAGCCAAUACAUCUCUGUUGCUAGACAGAACCUUUGUGAUACCUGUUCUUCCUCACUUCAUCUGACCUGACCUCUAACCCAAAGUGCUCACUCCUCUUAUCAGUGCUGCCACAUGUGAUCGUUUUCCCUGCACUCAGCACAUUCCAAGCUUAAUUGCACCCACCGUAUGCCUUCCUCCUACAGAUAACCAUGAACUUCUGAUGUAGACCCUCUCCAGACCAUAUCACUCAAUAUUUUAAUAGGAUACCUGAUAAUUAACCCUAUUUCAACUUUUAGGAGUCAGAACCCAGAAUCCAUCAAUAUAAAGUAAAAUAUUUGCGUGCAAACUCAAAAUGAUAUACAUUUCAACUAUUUCUGACAUGAUACAGGUGUCUUCUUUUUUAAGCCCAUAACCAUGUGUGUGAAGUAUAUACUUUUGUUUCAAAUGUGGAUUUGUUUAAGACUACCAAGAAACAAUCUGUAUGACCCUGAUAUAUCCCCACUGAAGUAAAAGGUUUAAAUCAAUGCGUCAGGACAGUGAUGGGGACACUGCCCUACGAAGAGUGCCAUCCUUUUAUAUAUCUUUAUGAAUGUUUAUAUAUACAGUAUAGGAAUAAUAUAAUAGUAUUGUUGAUAUAAAACCUGUCUUUGAGGUAUUUAUUUUCAAAGGAAUUUCAUAAGUUUCUUGUCUGUAUACAAAAGGUGUUUUAAAAAUCAAUAAAACAAACAAUAAUAGGACAUAGAUUAGUUAGUUGAUCAAAUAAUGGAUGUACACAUAUCACACCUUGAUCACUGCACAAUGAUUGUAUUCUUGGACAAAUGUACUCUAUUUAAUACAACUUUUAACGAAACAGUAUACCUGUUCUGCCAAGUCUGUCUCCGUGCCAAACCAGACCAUAGCAUCAGCUCUCAUACCCUAUAUGCCGUGCUCUACUGUACCAGACUGUAACAUAUCAUAUAUACACUGAGUGUACAAAACAUCAGGAAUUCCUGCUCUUUCCAUGACAUAGACUGACCAGGUAAAUCCAGGUGAAAGCUAUGAUCCCUUAUUGAUGUCACCUGUAAAAAUCCACUUCAUUCAGUGUAGAUGAAGGGGAGGAGACAGACUAAUGGAGGAUUUUUAAGCUUUUUCGACAAUUGAGACAUGGAUAAUGUAUGUGUGCCAUUCAGAGGGUAAACGGGCAAGACAAAAUAUUUAAGUGCCUUUGAACAGGGGGGUAUGGUAGUAGGUGCCAGGAUCACUGGUUUGUGUCAAGAACUGCAAUGCUGCUCGGUUUUAAAUGGGCUAGCAUCCCUGUGAAACGCUUUCGACACCUUGUAGUCCAUGCCCCAACAAAUUGAGGCUGUUCUGAGGGCCAACUCAAUAUUAUGAAUGUGUUCCUAAUGUUUUUUACACUCUGUGUAUAUGUCUUGCUUGGAAAAACCAACAACCAUAAGUCCACAACACACGUCCAUCACCACCCACAGUUCAACAACGAGGCCACCCCUGAGCUAUACAGACAAAUAAACACAACCUGACUCAGUUACAGUACAUUAACCAUCCUGACAACUGAACCUCAUUUUCAAGCUUCCGGAAGUGUGAUCUAAGUUGGAGAAAAAAUACACUAGUACACCAGAGUACAUAUAAUAUCUGCAUAAGUGCAAUGCAAUUACUAGGUGUUACACAGGAUUUUGCUAGUUAAAAGGAAGUGUAUCUUGAUGGGUACUUACUUGUUAUUAUAGUGUAACGAUAGCAGGUGGUGGAAAAAGUACCCAAUUGUCAUACUUGAGUAAAAGUAAUGAUACCUUAGUAGAAAAUGACUGAAGUAAAACUGAAUGUCACCCAGUAAAACACUCCUUGAAUAAAAGUUCAAAUGUA
Messenger RNA from Oncorhynchus nerka (sockeye salmon), 2911 nucleotides. RefSeq names its product growth-regulated alpha protein-like. Bases 232 to 570 code for a protein of 112 amino acids. The record is from RefSeq and is a predicted model, not a curated record. Gene Ontology annotation, molecular function: chemokine activity. Gene Ontology annotation, cellular component: extracellular region. The transcript has 4 exons. NCBI's taxonomy places the organism in Eukaryota, Metazoa, Chordata, Actinopteri, Salmoniformes, Salmonidae. Gene Ontology annotation, biological process: immune response; chemotaxis; defense response.